Molecule: messenger RNA, 2061 nt
Organism: Lolium perenne
Lineage: Eukaryota; Viridiplantae; Streptophyta; Magnoliopsida; Poales; Poaceae
Source: RefSeq, a predicted model, not a curated record
AAUAGGAAAAGAGUGUGUGUCCACCGAUACCGAGAAGUGCAAAGCUUGUGAGCACUAAGAGAGAAAAGAGAAGAGUGGCAUUUGUGCAAAUCUUGUUGCUUCUUUCUUGUGCAACCAAGCUACGGUCUCUCUUGUGUUGGCGUGACACCGAGCAUAUAGUCGUCGUUAGGACCAUCUUUGUCACUUGCUCACUUCCUUGGUCGCGCUAACCCCAUUGUUCUCCUUUGUGUGUGUUUCCGUGUUUCCUUGACAUAGAUCACCACUUUUGACAUUUGACUUUGGAUCUUACCCACAUUUGACAAUAGACUUUUCCGUUGAUCUUUUUCGUUUGCUAUCCACCCCUUACCCACCACAUAUAGUGUUUCUUAGCCUUUUGCGUGUGCUUUGAGUGUGUGUGUGAGUAACCCCGAUACAUUUUGGCUUUGCGCUUGACUUGAACCAUUUUUCCGAUACUUUCUUGAAAGGUGGGAUACUUGUGUAGUUUUCCUUCCACCAUACAUAUAGACCUAUCCUAGUGAGAUAUACAUGAUGACCCCACAAGAGCAAGCCGAGAUGAGAGCAUACUUCGCCGAGCUAGAAGCUCGAGAAGCCCAAAUGACACCCAAAGAAAAAGCCGAGUGCAACACAUACUUCAAACACCUUGAGAGCAAGAGUGAUACACCCCAUGAGUCGAGUGAGGAUGUUUCGAUUUCUAACAACUUAACCUCUACUCCUCUUGUGUUGUCUUCCUCUUUGCUAGGUUGCUCGGACAUCGACGACGCCAUUGCCAUGGAGAUGAGGGACUCCACUAUAUGUGAGAUGAGUGCAUCCACUAUAUGUGAGAUUGAGAGCCACCACUUCGAGAGCAUGAGUGAUACACCGUGUGAGAUGAGAGUGGUAGUUGAUAGGUCAUGUGAGGCCAUUUCAAGUUCUAACAACUUACCCUCUACCUCUAGUGUGUUCUCUUGUGUCUCAUUAGGUACCAUGGAUGACGAGACGCCGAUCAUGGAGAAGAUGUACAUGGUGCAUGAAGAUGAUGAUAUCACACUAUGCUUGUUGCUUGAAGAUGAACAUGGAGGCCACAUCGAGCCUACCACUUCCACAACACCUACCUCAUAUGAGCGGGACUACAAAGGUACCCAAAAUCCAAUGUCAACCUCGAUUGAGCACGAGUUGACAAAAAGAGCUCUUGAGAGCAUGAUACAAGUGAGCUCCAAUGAGUGGUUUCGCCCACACACUUCGACUACACAAGAUCUCUCAAUGAGAGCACAACGACACUUCGAUAAGGUGACCUCCUUCAACUUGCGCUCUCUUGCUAUACCCAUGGAACUUCGGCUACUCUUUGAGUGUUGCGUUGCUUGUCUUGUGCUAUUGAUAGGGUUCAUGAUAAGUGAUGCCACAUUCAAGAGUUGUUAUCAUCUCCCACCUCUACCCGUUCAUGAUGAGUUAUCGUCGAGGGCGACUCUUUUUCAAGUGGGGGGAGAUGAUGUAGCCCGACCUUCGGUCUUCGCCACAUCAUAUGCAUCGACGCCGACAUGUCACGCAAAGGUGAAUCUUCUCCUUUAUGCGUGCGUACAAUUACCUAUGUGGAAUGGUAUGCUACUUCAUCCUCCGUCAUAUGACCAUGACAGGAAUACAUCGCCAAGUACGGAGGAAGUGGAGGAUGCCAUGGAUGCUCGAGGACUCAAGGCCGAGGUCGUGGAAGCAUGGAAGAAGCUCCAGGCGCAGCUACAUCGGAGUCGCCGGCCUCGCCAACUCACAACGGAGUCUCCGGCCUAUGAAGAUCAAGACCGGAGUCUCCGGCCUACAUACAAGAGAGUCUCCGGACUAUGUGAAGCGCUAUCCACAAGUCAAUUAGGGCCUAGGCCCAUGUACCCCCUUCUAUGCCUAAACUACCCCUCCUUAGUGGCUCCCUAUAUAUAGGCUCCCACCUCCCCCUUCAUUAGGUUAGAGUUGAUGAACUAGAACUAGGCUCAUGCCUCCACCAUCCCUUUGGGAUUAGGGAAACCCCCUCCUUAGAUUACCAUAAUCUAUUGUACAAGGCACUCCUUAUAUGAUUAGUCUCUCACACUUGUGAUUCUA